Rasamsonia emersonii CBS 393.64 is the source of this 2067-nucleotide messenger RNA. RefSeq names its product NAD(+) synthase (glutamine-hydrolyzing). Gene Ontology annotation, molecular function: NAD+ synthase (glutamine-hydrolyzing) activity; glutaminase activity; ATP binding. Gene Ontology annotation, cellular component: cytoplasm. Gene Ontology annotation, biological process: NAD+ biosynthetic process. The annotation marks the transcript as partial. NCBI's taxonomy places the organism in Eukaryota, Fungi, Ascomycota, Eurotiomycetes, Eurotiales, Trichocomaceae. The transcript is spliced from 11 exons. The record is from RefSeq and is a predicted model, not a curated record.
AUGCUGAUCUUACUACUAACGAAACGUUCUCAAAAUGGGCCAUUUGGUGACGUUGGCGACAUGGUCUGUAUCCUGCCUGCUGCUAUCCAAGCUCUCUUGCUAACUCCUGCCAGCUCCCUCAAUCAAUGGGCCCUCGACUUCGAAGGCAACGCUGCCCGCAUCAUCGAGAGCAUCCGUCGCGCCAAAGAGGCCGGAGCCACCAUGCGCGUCGGCCCUGAGCUCGAGAUCACUGGCUACGGCUGUCUGGACCACUUCCUCGAGGGUGACGUCUUUCUGCACUCGUGGGAGAUGCUGGCCCGCAUCAUUCAGGAUCCGGUCUGCCAGGACAUCCUCGUCGACGUGGGCAUGCCUGUCCGCCAUCGCAAUGUCCGCUACAACUGCCGUGUGGUCUUCUACAACAAGAAGAUUGUCCUCAUCCGGCCCAAGAUGUGGCUGGCCAAUGAUGGAAACUACAGAGAAAUGCGAUACUUCACCCCCUGGCAGCGUCCGCGCGAAGUCGAGGACUAUUACCUCGAGCAGAUCGUAGGGAACAUCACCGGGCAGUACACAGUCCCCUUUGGUGACGCCGUCAUCAGCACCAGAGACACAUGCAUUGGAAUGGAGACGUGUGAGGAGCUGUUCACGCCGAAUGGGUCAGGUGUCGAGAUCAUCUCCAACUCCUCUGGGAGCCACCACGAGUUGAGGAAGCUGGAUACCCGGAUCAAUCUGAUCACGCAGGCCACGCAAUCGUCUGGUGGUAUAUAUCUCUAUGCAAAUCAGCAAGGCUGCGACGGAGACCGGCUCUAUUACGACGGUUGCGCCAUGAUCGUUGUCAACGGUAGCAUCCUUGCGCAGGGCUCGCAAUUCUCCCUGAACGACGUCGAGGUGGUUACUGCGACGGUGGAUAUCGAAGAUGUUCGCACCUUCAGAUCCACAGCCAGCCGCGGACUGCAGGCCAGCAAGCAGCCUGCGGUCAUCCGCUUGGAACUGGACAUGCGGCUAUCCCGAGUGGCAGGAGACGCCGAACCUGGGCUUAUGCCCUCUCAACCGGUCGAGCCGCGGUAUCACCUGCCGGAAGAAGAGAUUGCCCUGGGCCCAGCAUGCUGGCUGUGGGACUACAUCCGCCGAGGCGGCGCUGCGGGAUUCUUCCUCCCGCUGAGUGGAGGGAUUGAUAGCUGUUCCACUGCCAUCAUUGUCUUCUCCAUGUGCCGAGAGGUCAUCAGGGCGAUCUCGGAGGGGAACAAGGACGUGAUCAGGGAUGUCCGCCGUCUGUGUGCAGAACCCGAAGGGUCGACGUGGCUGCCCAAAGAGCCGCAGGAAGUUUGCCACCGGCUGUUUCACACCGCGUUCAUGGGGUCGCAAAACUCGAGCAAGGCCACGCGGGAGCGGGCGAAAAGGCUGGCGACGGAAAUCGGCUCGUACCACAUCGACAUGAAUAUCGACACGGCCGUGAGCGCGUUGACGAAUCUAUUCACGGCGGUCACCAACUUCCAGCCUCGCUUCAAGGUGCAUGGCGGCAGCUCGGCCGAAAACGCGGCGCUGCAGAACAUCCAAGCGCGCCUGCGGAUGAUUCUGUCGUACAUGUUUGCGCAGAUGCUGCCGACGGUGCGCAAGCGGUAUGGAGGGCUUCUCGUUUUGGCGAGUGCCAAUGUUGACGAGAGCAGUGCAGAUCUCAACCCGAUCGGGUCGAUUUCGAAGGUCGACCUUAAAUCCUUCAUCAAAUGGGCCAUCACAGCCUUCAACCUGCCGAUCCUAGAGGACUUCCUGAAAGCAACACCGACAGCCGAACUCGAGCCGAUGACAUCGACGUACGUGCAGUCGGACGAGGCCGACAUGGGCAUGACCUACCAGGAGCUGUCGGUGUUUGGACGGCUGCGGAAAGUGGCCAAACUGGGGCCCUGGACCAUGUACGAGAAGCUGCUACACGUGUGGGGCAACGAGUACAGUCCGCGCGAGAUCUACGAGAAGACGCGGCAUUUCUUCUACCAUUACUCGAUUAACCGGCACAAGAUGACGGUGCUGACGCCGAGCUACCACGCCGAGCAGUAUUCGCCGGAGGACCAUCGGCAUGAUCUGCGGCAGUUUUUG